AUGCUACCUCAUUAUCAAUUACUCUUUGCUGCAGCAACGCUGCUGUUAACACGGCUCCCGACGAUCACGGCCGCUAUCAUUGUGACGGGAGUCCCAGUCGCCUCGACAGCACCGACCGUGCCACCCAGACAAAACAUUGUUGACCUUUAUGCCAAAGGUGGACCGCAAUGGGAUCUCUACAUCCAGGCGCUCGCAUCCAUGCAGGCUACAGAUAUGACGGACCCCGAAUCGUACUUUCAAAUUUCCGCAAUACACGGAGCGCCGGCCAUGGAAUAUGACAACACAGGACCAAGGAAAACAGGAGGGGGUUGGGGCGGCUACUGUCCACAUGGGGAGCUGCUUUUUCUCACAUGGCACAGACCGUAUGUGGUAUUAUUUGAGCAAGUACUCGUGAAACGUGCCAAAGAGAUCGCCAUGAAGUAUCCCGAAGAGCACCGUCCGACAUACAUCGAAGCGGCCGAUUCCCUCAGGUCGCCGUUCUGGGAUUGGGCUAUGGAUGGACGCGUGCCAGACAGUACUGUGCCGCAGACGCUGAAGAUUACUGUCGCCGAAAAUGGGAAACUGACAGCAAAGGACGUGGAAAAUCCGCUGAAAACUUUCAACAUUCCACAGGCAGUUGUAGACGGGCAAUUCGGAGAGUUCGAUUCGGAGCAUAGAAAUCGAGUAUACCGAUGCAACCAGGAGAAUAUGACCUAUCCGGAGACAGCCAACGAAUUCCUCCAGCGCGGCAAUUACAAAGCAAGAAUGGUCGCCCACGUUUUCGCACUUCUCUAG
Messenger RNA from Cordyceps fumosorosea ARSEF 2679, 774 nucleotides. Its product is annotated as putative domain, di-copper centre. The transcript has 6 exons. Gene Ontology annotation, molecular function: oxidoreductase activity. The coding region runs from base 1 to 774 and encodes 257 amino acids. The record is from RefSeq and is a predicted model, not a curated record. Lineage: Eukaryota; Fungi; Ascomycota; Sordariomycetes; Hypocreales; Cordycipitaceae.